This is a messenger RNA of Protopolystoma xenopodis, 1347 nucleotides long. The record is from the annotation of a GenBank genome assembly. NCBI's taxonomy places the organism in Eukaryota, Metazoa, Platyhelminthes, Monogenea, Polystomatidea, Polystomatidae.
AUGGCUUUGACUAAAUUUUCUCCUAUUUUCAAGAGAUCCCUCAAGACCAAUCCUAUAAAAUCCUGCAUAAGCUUUUUAACAAAUGGUAAUAUUUAUGAUCUUGCCAUUGUUGGGGGCGGGAUUGUAGGACUAGCUACAGCUCGAGAGAUAAAAAUAAGAUUUCCUCAUCUGAACUUGGUUGUUCUUGAAAAAGAAAAAGACCUCAGUCGACAUCAAUCUGGCCACAAUAGCGGUGUCAUACAUGCUGGUAUUUAUUAUCCACCUGGAUCACUAAAGGCUAAACUCUGCGUCGAAGGCCUUAGGCUAUCAUAUAUAUAUGCAGAUGAGAAAAAAAUUCCCUACAGAAAGUGCGGAAAACUUAUUGUUGCUGUUGAGGAGCAUGAAAUUCCAAAGUUAGAUGAUCUGAUAAGCCGUGCAACAAUAAAUAAAGUACCUGGUAUCCAGAUGGUUUCAGCUGAUGAAAUACCCCAAAUCGAACCUCAUUGCCGAGGUCUUCGGGCAAUUUAUUCUCCAGAAACAGGUAUUAUAGAUUGGAGACAAGUCGCUCUAUCAUAUGCUAAAGAUUUUGAGUCGGCUGGUGGUGUAAUAUACACAGACUUUCAGGCAGAUCAUUUUACAGAAGUGAUGAAUGCCGAUUUUCCUAUUUCCAUACGACGUAAAAUAGAUAAUUCAUCUUCAAAUAUUCCAGAAGUUACUUGUAAAUAUGUCAUUGCAUGUGCUGGGCUGCAGUCGGAUGUCGUUGCCAUGAAAACUGGCUGUUCUAAGCACCCGAAAAUUGUCCCAUUUCGUGGUGACUAUUUACUGUUAAAAGAAGAAAAAUGUCAUUUGAUCAAAGGAAACAUAUAUCCUGUUCCAGAUCCUCGUUUCCCAUUUUUAGGGGUUCAUUUUACCCCAAGAAUCGAUGGCUCUGUUUGGCUUGGGCCUAAUGCUAUUUUGUCGUUUAAGCGAGAGGGCUACGGAAAAUUUGACAUAUCCCCAAAAGACACUUUGGAUUUUUUAUUUUACCCCGGACUACUAAAGAUCGCCUGGCGAUUUUUCGGAAUAGGAAUGAAGGAAAUCUAUAGGAGCAUCUUUCUUUCAAACCAAGUGAAGCUUCUCCAAAAAUAUGUUCCUGAAUUACAAGUAAGUGAUGUUACUCGCGGGCCCUCUGGUGUUCGAGCCCAAGCCCUUAGCCCCCAAGGAAAUCUCGUUGAUGAUUUUGUAUUUGAUCACGGGGACGGCCCAGUAGGAAAGCGUGUUCUCAACGUCCGCAAUGCACCCUCACCAGCGGCCACAUCCUCUUUAUCUAUUGCUAGAAUGAUUGUUGACAGGGCUUCAGAGGAAUAUGGACUCUCUUCUCAAAAAUGA